This is a messenger RNA of Macadamia integrifolia, 1497 nucleotides long. Its product is annotated as QWRF motif-containing protein 7-like. The record is from RefSeq and is a predicted model, not a curated record. Lineage: Eukaryota; Viridiplantae; Streptophyta; Magnoliopsida; Proteales; Proteaceae. Gene Ontology annotation, biological process: spindle assembly; centrosome cycle. The transcript is spliced from 5 exons. Gene Ontology annotation, cellular component: cytoplasm; nuclear microtubule; centrosome. Gene Ontology annotation, molecular function: microtubule binding. The coding region runs from base 28 to 1428 and encodes 466 amino acids.
UUAACCUUACCGAUAUCCCUUAUUUAUAUGUCAAACAAGAUCAAACCUCCUUCUUGUCUCUCAGUUAAGUCAACCAUCGUUUCGCGGGAACUCCUUUCCCGUCAAAUGGAGAAAUACCAUAGCAGUCGCCGGAAAAUCGCCGAAGAUGGGAAUGGGAUACAUCGCUCUCCCCAAUUGUUACGAACCACAAGCACAUCAUUGCCGGAGAUUCCUCCUUUAAAGUUAAAUUCCGGCAGAAAAUCCGUCGCCCUGCCGAAUUCCGCCACCAGAAUUAGAAUCAGUAGCAGUAGCAGAAGCAGUAGCACCAGCAGAGGUAGUGAAGAGAACAGAAAUCCAUCAGCCACUAUAAUUCCAGCAAUCAUCAAGAAGCCUCAAGCUGAUCAUAAGCUCAUGAUCAAUAUUCCGGUCCGGAACUUGCAGAGUCACCGGAGUCCCGACGUAGUGAAAUUCGUAGAGAAAGUGAAACCAAAGAGGCCAGGAUCAGUUUCUCCCUCGGCCUGGGCGUUAUCUCCUGGAAGGUCAUCGUCUUCUAUUUUUCCGGUGCCGGAAUCUCCGGAUAAUAAUUCCGGUCGAACAGCAACAACAACAACGAAACAGAGCUCACAGAGCUCCAGAAGUGUCAGUAGCGUAUUGAAUUAUUUCCGACAGAAGAAGGCUUCUUCAGUCCAAGAGGAAGCGUUCCAUCAAUUAAGAAUUAUGCAUACGAGAUUGCUACAAUGGAGAUUCGCGAAUGCGAGAGCUCAAUCCACUUUAGCCGCUACGAAGCAUUUUGCAGAGGAUAGGAUAUUUAAGGUUUGGUUAAGGAUCUACCAUCUGCGCAAUUCCAUUCUAGAAAAGAGGCUUCAGAUUCAGAAACUCAAACAUGAGAUGAAGAUAAUUCAAAUUAUUAAUCCUCAAGUUUGCAUUCUUAGCGAAUGGGAAAAGAUUGAGAAGAAAAAUUCAGAAGCAGUAGCAAGAAUUGGGAGAAAAUUGUCUGCAUCAUCAACUGCACUUCCCUUGAUAAAUGGUGCCAAGGCUGAUACAGAUUCAAUUCAGAAUGCAAUGCUCACAGCCAUAGGUGUCAUGGAGAGUAUUGAAGGAACAAUUAUGAAGUUCAUCUCAAAGGUUGAGGAAACAGGUUCAUUAGCUUCAGAGCUAGUCAAUACUAUAGAACAAGAGAAGAAAGGUUUAGAAGAAUUGAGGAAGGAAAUCACUGUUGUUGCAUCACUUGAGGCAGAAGAAAAAAGCCUUACGGCACACACUAUUCAAGGAGCUACACAGAAGAUGGUAGGUAGAAACCAUUUGUUAUCUUCAAACAAAUUGACAGCUGCUUGGUACAGGAACGUUAAAGAGAAGGCAAUUCCUCAGCAAAAGUAUAGAAAGGGGCACUUCCUUCGAUUAUACUUAUCAAAUGUACAAUCCAAAGAUAACUUGGGACAAGAAUCUUAAGAGUUACUAGGACUUGUAUAUUACAUAUAUAUCACAUAAUACCAAAAACAACUAAAGGUUUUUGUGAAC